AUGUCGUUGAUGGACACCCUUCUGCGGGAUGAGACCGGCAGGGACGACACCCUAGCCAGUGACCGCAUGAGGCACCUGGAGCACGACCCUGCUGCCUUUCAAAGCGAGCAGGAGACGGUGGCACAGCUGAUCCAUCAGGUGCGGCAUGAAGAUCCCAGCACGGUCUUUCAGAUGCUGAAGCUGCUGUGGGAGUACUUUGGGGAGGCGAAACCCUUCGCGAACCAGCUGGGUCCAGAGCUGUCUCAGAGGCAUGACCAGCUAGCGGAGCUGUUCACUGAAUGGAAGAGCAUGUCAAGUUGUAAAGCGGCAGUUGCAGUGGUCAUAGAAAAUUUGAUCCUUGUUUGUCUGGCCAUCGUGGCAGUGCUCAUCAAAAUCACGCAAGUCGACUUCGUUAUCAACAAAGAGGCUUACCAGUGGGACUUGGGCGAGGUUCUGGCCGUGGCUGGCUUCAUCAACAAUCUUGCGGGCCUCUACCGCGACAGCGACGCAAGGUACGAACUCUGCAGCAGCUUGGGAACACUGGCGCCGAAGGUUGCAGGAGGAUUCCAUGAGGACUUCAGGAGGAUCUCAGGCAGAUUGGAGGAUUUCGUCCACGUUGGGCGUGAGCACAAGGAGUCUCUCCGGCUGUGGCUUCUUUGUGCAGUCACUGCUGCUGGCGUGUCCCCGGAUCUGUUGGCUGAGCGUAUCUCCAGCUUCGUGGACGAAGCCCUCGUCUGCUUGGAGCGCCAUCUGAAGGAACCGGAGGCGAAGCUGCGGGGCUUGCAGCUCUUGGUGGGCACGCUGCGUCAGAUGGGCGGCCAGGAGGCAGACUUGAAGAUGAUCUGCGAUCGGGCCGUGGCACUGUCCAGCAAGAUGAUGUCCAAGCGCCUCCAGACCCGUGCCUUCUGCCUUUGCUGCGAGCUGUUCUGGCUGCCCAAGUGGAACUUUCAGGACGCAGACCGGGGCCUUCUGUGCCUGCGGCGUGCCCUGCAAAGUGCCGACGGCGCCAUCCACUCGGACCCCUUGGAUGUGGGUCUCUUCGUUGAGAUCCUGAACGAGGUCAUCCAACUCUUCUCGCAAGGCGCCAACCAGGUAUCGCCUGCCAUCCUCAGCAAGACCCUGGCGUUGUGCGUGCAGCAUGUCAGUUACAUCGGGACGCGCAUGCCGGAGGAGCCCAUGCGGGCGCUCCGCGCAGCAGUUGCUGGCUUGGCAGCCAAGCAGAAGGAGUCGUUCGAGGCCGUUAUGGUUGGAGAUGUGUACAUCCCCUAUCUCGAAGUGGACCUGCGGCCGGCGGAAAAGCUGACAUAGCGCUCAGG
Molecule: messenger RNA, 1295 nt
Organism: Effrenium voratum
Lineage: Eukaryota; Dinophyceae; Suessiales; Symbiodiniaceae
Source: the annotation of a GenBank genome assembly